Molecule: messenger RNA, 3307 nt
Organism: Coturnix japonica (Japanese quail)
Lineage: Eukaryota; Metazoa; Chordata; Aves; Galliformes; Phasianidae
Gene: SH3BGRL
Product: SH3 domain binding glutamate rich protein like
Cellular component (GO): cytoplasm
Source: RefSeq, a predicted model, not a curated record
CCCUCUCUUCCGGGCCGGGCGGCGCUGACUGCCGUGCCUGCAGCCCAGUGAGAGAGCGGCGAGGCGGGGCGAACCGAGCCCAGGAGCGGCUUCCUCAGCGCCCGCCCUCCCGCCGCCUCCUCAGCGCCAGCUCCGAGCCGCGCUGAGCCGAGCCGCACACACCCACCCGGCUCCGCUUCCCUCCGCUCCCCGGCAGCAUGGUCAUCAAGGUGUACAUCGCCUCCUCCUCCGGAUCCACGGCGAUCAAAAAGCAACAACAAGAUGUUCUAGGCUUCCUGGAAGCCAACAAAAUCGAAUUUGAGGAAAAGGAUAUUGCUGCCAAUGAGGAGAAUCGGAAGUGGAUGCGGGAGAACGUCCCUGAAGACAGCCGGCCAGCCAGUGGGAACCCGCUGCCACCGCGGCUCUUCAACGACAGCCGCUACCUCGGGGAUUAUGAAGCUUUCUUCGAAGCUCGAGAGAACAAUGCAGUAUAUGCAUUUUUAGGCUUGACUGCGCCACCUGGUUCAAAGGAAGCUGAAGCACUGGCAAAACAACAAGCGUGAAUUUCAACUGCCUUAACGUUCUGUAAAGGGAAUUUACACAGCUUUUUAUAUAAUAGUAAAACUGUCUCUGCUUCAAGAAGUAUAGAUGUGAUUUCUAACGUUUGAUUGGUGCUUGCAGCAUUCACCGUACGUAACACAAAUUUCAACACGAGAUGAAAAUGUGAACGCAAAGGUAGAAAGCAUGGGGUGUACUAUUACAAAGUUAUAAGCAUAGGAAACGGAAGCAAUUGGACGUGAAUGGUUUUCACACAGUUUAAAUUGGCUUGGCGAUUUGUCCAUUUUGUGUAAAGAUCAAGAAGCUAUUUUAAUACAGAUGUGGUUGUACCUAGGAAUCCGACUAUUUAAAGUGUAAGAAAAAGAAAAGCAACAGUACCUAAAACCUUGUCAGAUACGAGCUUUAGUGCCUGAGUUGCCUCAAAAAUGUUACUGAAACACACAGUUUUUCAGUGUCUUUAAAUUCAGAUGGAAUUGUAGGUGGUGGCGUGUAUUAUAACCAUUGUAGUCACUGUUGAAAGUUAUGUUUGUUCUUUUGUAGGAUGGAUAUUUAAGAUUUGUAUUGUAACACACUGUACAGAUGAUAAAAAAAAUAAUAGGUCAUGUAUUUCUCAUUAAGUGAUUUGUAUGGGCUCUUCUGACAAAGAAAAAGAGAUGUAGGGCACUGGACAGCCUUUCUGUUGGCGGGUUCAUCACAGCUGCCUAAGCGUGACUUGGUUACACGUUUAUGUGCAAGAUUCGGUGCACCUCAAAGAAAUACAUGCUGAUUCCCAGGCAAUGUUGCAAUUAAGCCAAAAUGGCCAGAAGUGGCAUUUCCUUACCUGUGUAAGGGUGAACGCCUUUAAUGUAUAUCUCUACAAAAAAUACCAGUUCACACUGCUUAUGGUAUUAGGCGUCUUAAUGCAUGCUCAAGUAGUUGUUAGAUUCAUAUAGUAUUUUUUCAAAUGAGUAAAGUUACAUGCUUGAAUAGCAGGAACUAUUGUAAUUAUCCAAGAUUUUUUUUUUAAGGUUUGAAAGCUUAUUUCCAUUGCUGUUGCCAUAUCAUCAAGCUAUUACAGGAAUUGCGAACCCAUUAAAGUGUCUUGUAUUGGUGAAUUUACCACGUGCAAUAUUAACCUGUCUGUUCUCCCAGUGCUCAUGAGAUAGCCUGAAUUUCUUGGCCACGUUCUGCAAAAAUGCAGAUAAUUACAAGUGCCCUGAAGGAUAAGAACCAGGUUUAAAAAACAUGUGAGCAAUUUAAAAUGCAUUAUGCACCACAUAAUGUACUUAUCCCCCCAAAGCAUCAAAAUACAGAAAGGUAAUUAGUCCUUGCUAUAGUUAGAGGAUCAUUCUAAUAGCUCUGCAUACACACACGUUGAUUUUCUUUGCUUUAUGACGAAAUGGGUGGUGCAGCUCAGCAAAAGACUGCAGUGUAUCAUCGCGGUGCGGCUGUUUCCCAUUUAUGCUGUGAAAUGUAUGCAGUGCUUUUCAGAGACAUUACAGAAUGGUUUACAGUUUGAAAUUCUCCCAUUAGGAACAGGAUAGAAGUAAAAACUCAGGCUUACGAAGAUGGUUUAAAGUGCAGUAAUUAAAUACUUCCCUCACUGACGGUUCUUUGGGGCUUUUGUUCACUCACUGAAACCAAUGAUUUUGUCAAUAUCUGUGAACAGAAAUGCAGCUACUUGCUGUGGUUGGAGAGCAGCUCUGCUUCUGGAGAGAUCACGUUGAGGCUUCUACAGGUAUCAGAGAGCAGGAUGUAGCAUGGAGCCAGGUUAGGAGCCAAGAUAUGUACAUUUAUUUCAUGUUUCAUUUUUUCUGAUUUGGGAGCCAGAAGGUUGGCUUGAAGCUUAAAAAUGCAAGCACACACAUUACACACAGAUAGAUUAAUGUUGCCUUACCUUCCAAAUUUACACACACAUCUGUGCUUUCUUUAGUCACAAGCUUUAUCAGUAAUUACCGAAUGUCUGUGAAAUUUACUCUUAAGAUCCUCUGAGUGUGUAAGUUGAGUAUUGUUUUAAGGUUAGCGUCUUGUCUUUGUUCGCUGUCAUUUCAUCUUUCAGAACAGAGGUGAUUUUUCUUUCUCCAUAUCUGUGUAAUCUUUUCCUAUGUCUAAACUGAAGGCCAAGUUUUUGAGAAGGUAUUUAAGAAUCCUGAGUGAAGUCUUGUGAAGAAAGUGGAAUCUGACACGCAAGUCAGUAUCCUCGUUCCAAUUUCCCAUGUUUCCUGUGUAAGGAAAGUAAGUGCUGUGAAUUACAGUCAUUAUUUGGAAGAAUCUGUAAUUGAAAGUCACUGCCAAAUUCUGUCAGCUCAGCGACCCAGAACAUUCUGCAAUGAGGUCAGCCUUGUUUCUGAUGGUCAAGAGAAUUACCAGGUUAAAAAAGCAAACGCGCUUUCCUCGUCUGGUCCCCCAUCUUCGCCAUAUGGUAGCGUUCAAACUGUAUCAGCAUUCCUAAGCGAGCUCUGUUGAGACAGACUGAAUCACGUCUUUGUCCAGGGAACAAGGCACCAACGCACACUGAAAAAUGCCUGUAAUAUCUUUGUUGUGGGACCGUGCGUGGCAGUUUUGAUGCGGACAUCAUGUUUGAAUAUGGGAGUGCUAUGAAGGCGUUGCCUCCAUGUUUCUAGUUCACAUACCUGAGUUAACGAUGGGCACAAGGACUGAGUUUGUUGGUGUCUCAUGUUUGUUUUAUGAUGUAGAUGGCAGGCAAUGAGGACUUUUUCCUUGUAAAAUGCAUUACUAACCAUUCCUGUAUCAUUCCAAUAAAACAGUUUUAGAACGCUUUCUCACACUA